This is a messenger RNA of Solanum verrucosum, 1551 nucleotides long. RefSeq lists its product as uncharacterized. The record is from RefSeq and is a predicted model, not a curated record. The coding region runs from base 1 to 1551 and encodes 516 amino acids. The transcript is spliced from 3 exons. NCBI's taxonomy places the organism in Eukaryota, Viridiplantae, Streptophyta, Magnoliopsida, Solanales, Solanaceae.
AUGGCUCCAAGGGUUAGAGCCCAGCAUCCAGCGCACAUGAUGUAUGAUAAAGAUGAUGCAGAUUUGGAUGGGACUGGAGCCACUGGAGCGAUAGUGUUACAUGCACUACCUCCAGGUGUUAAGUUCACAAUCACCAGCACUAUGAUUCAAUUGUUGAACCUUAAAGGUAUGUUUAGGGGUGCAGCUGGUGAUGAUGCAAAUCAGCACUUGAUGAACUUUGUGGCUAUCUGUAAGUCACAAGAGAUUCCUGGAGUAAACCAAACAAUAAUGAGAUUGAGGCUGUUUCCAUUGCCUCUUACUGGAGAGGCGACUAACUGGUUGAAUGAGAUGCCAGAUGACUCCAUCAGAAUUUGGAAUGAGUUGAAGGAAGCUUUCCUGGAACGAUUCUUCCCAGAAUCAAAAGAGCUGCAGAUGAAGGACGAGAUUAGUACACACAAGCAACUACCAGGAGAAGCCAUGCAUGAUACUUGGUGGAGGUUCAGCCAAAAGUUAAAGAAAUGCCCCAACCAUGACCUUACCGAUAGGCAUCUUAAACAGGCCUUUUAUAGGUCUCUGAAUUAUGUUACUAAACCUGUUGUUGAUGCAGUUUGUGGAGGCUCAUUUAUGAGGAAGCCAUUUGCAGAAAGCAUACAGCUAUUAGAUGAGGUCUCAAAGAAAAAUAGAGCAUGGUAUACUAGAGAUGCAGAGGUAGGAGAGCUUGGGUAUACGUUUGAUCUUUCAUCUGAACAAAGGAAGAGAGAAGAAGAAAGGGACCAAGACAUGGCAGAUAUGAGGACUCAAAUAGACUUGCUCACAAAGCAAAUUUUUGCCAAGUCUGAAAAGGGUUACAAUUCUGGAAAUGCAGGUCGGAGCUAUGCGAGAGAUGGUCAGUAUGAAAGGCAAGCAAAUAGAGAUCAAGGAAACUGGCAAAAUAGAGAAGGGUAUAGGACUGACCGCAGUGGUGUAUAUGUACCUCCAGGUAAUAGACACCGGGGUAGUGGUAAUUCUACCGGGUCUAAGCUGGAGGACAUGAUGGCUAAGGUACUUCAAAAGGUUGAGUCAACCGAUGCAGAGGUGAAAGAAAUGAGAGGUACCAAUUAUGAACAGGUCUUGGAGCAAGCUAGUAGAGAGAAGGAUGAGAAUAUACAGGUAGACGAUCUAAGAGAGGCUCAAAAAUCUCAAUCUAAAGCACAACCUUCGAGAGGAAAAGAGAAAGAGGUUCAGGAAAAACUGCCCUUACAGCAGAUUCCCAGGCCACCUCCUCAUUUCCCUCAAAGGCUCAAAAAGAAAGAUGAAGAUGGAAAGUUUACGAGAUUCAUCACCAUGCUGAAACAACUUUCAGUAAAUAUUCCAUUAGUUGAAGCCCUAGAGCAGAUGCCAGGAUAUGCCAAGUUCAUGAAAGACUUGGUCACCAAGAAAAGAGUCGUAAGUCAUGAUUUCUCUAACGAUGUUCAUCAUUGCAGUGUCAUUGCUACUAGAUCUCUGGUGCAGAAAAAGGAGGAUCCAGGUACAUUCACAAUAUCAUGCACCAUUGGGUCAAUCAAGUUUGCAAAAGCUUUAUGUGAUCUGUGA